Messenger RNA from Hymenoscyphus albidus, 1180 nucleotides. NCBI's taxonomy places the organism in Eukaryota, Fungi, Ascomycota, Leotiomycetes, Helotiales, Helotiaceae. The record is from the annotation of a GenBank genome assembly.
GCCGUCAACAACUUCAAGUUUUCCACCAUCAACGAUAUUUGCAAAGGCAAUCCCUCUGUUUGAGGCCUGAUGUAUUGCGCAUCAAAUGCCAAAUACCGAGUGUCUCAAUACAUUCUCCGCGACUCUUCUGCAGCGGCUCGCGCACCCAACAUUUCAAGGUCAAGGUAAGCUUCCCACUCAAUAUUUCCUCUACACCAAUCCCCAAGUUAUCAUGAUGAACUUUCGUGUCGCCCCUAUCUUAAAGAGCUUUCGCUCAGUGGUGAUUAACCUGUCUUAACCAAACGGACUAUCUGAACAUACACUUUCUACUUCCCCUAUAAUUUUCACCUCGAUUAUCUUGGACAGAAGCUAAUUUGUGGAAUGAAGAUAGUAAGUGUACCCAAUAUCUACGAGCGAUGGGAUGGUUCCCUGGCGGUGCAGUCCCCUCUCUAUCGGAAGAGAAUAUUACAUGAUGAGCAACACAAGUACUAUCAAAUACGGAGUCGUCAUCGUACGUCGUUGAGGAAUAAACUGGUUCGAUUACCUGAAUAUAUGUCAAAAUUCCGAUUUGAGGGGACAAGCGCGCAUACUUUCAGGGGAUGCAUGCUGAUCGUUCCAACUUUCAGAUUAUCCCGAUACGGACAAUACUUUCUGAUGGGUCUGCAAGGUACGUUUUGCGAUAUUUUUAUUUUUUGCGAUGUGUGAGAGGAGGGCGGCCUAUGAUGUUAACUUUCCAUGCUAAUGCUGAAGACACUAUGUGUUGAAUGCUGACAAAAUCUCGAGACUUUUCAUCUUUCAACUGAGGCCUUUCAUUAUCUGUUCUUGUAUAUGGGAUUUUCUCUCUGGGAAACAUCUGCUAACAAGCUUCAAGUGCAGGUUCCUUCCAACAUCGUUAUGAUUAUCUCCCCUCGAAUCAAUUGGAAUGGUGGCUACACGCGUGCUUGCACUUAAGCUUUUUCUGUCGGUGGUUCUUGGAUAUGUCUAUGUUGGUCAUGACGGCAGCACUACUCUAUCGUCAUAAGAUAGCCUUAUAUCUGGUUGCCCAUACCGUCACUCCAAGUGGAGUGUGACGUCUGGCUGUCCCCGUCUUGUCAUCAGUGAUACUGUAGAACAAAUACACAUAGUCAUAUACGUCUUCCACAUGCUUGACUCCCAAAUUUGUGAUUGCGAUUAAAUUGUCCUUGCGCCCACAAUGUUUUUG